AUGGCUUCCAACGGCGCCCAACUCGCGAGUCUACGAGGCAAAGAACACUUCCCGGCAUUCGAAGAUCUAGCCUGGGACAAUCAUCUCAACCCUGACUACUACCGCGAAAGGCACAAUGGUUUCUGGGAGCCUCGCAAGCACUGGGUGUUUCUCGGCCAGAUCGUCAAGGCCGAGAUUGAUCUCCGCGUGAGGCUCGUCGUCAAAGACCGAGAUGGUCAAGAGCUCCCCGUUGCUAUCUACACGGAACGCCGUGGUGUCGAGAUCAGCCCCUCGAACCUUCAAGUCGGAAACACGGUCGUCAUCUUCUAUGCUGUCAAGCAUGCCUUUCUUGAUUUGACUAUGGGUAUCCGCCAUGAAGACCUUGAGUACCUGAAGGUUCGUUACUCGUAUGCUCAACUUCGACUUCUUCUUACGCCAACUCUUUAUCUAGAUCUUCCCGAUUUCCCACCCUCAUUACCUGCAAGCGUUCUCUUCACCAUGCAGAAUUUGGAUAUACUUGUCGCAACUGCAGACACUCGACGCCGUGUAGCUUCACUGUCAUUGAGAUUUGAGAGUCCGGCAAGCACUGUAGAACGACCACAGAGGGCUUCGCAUUCGGACUUGAUGUCAAAGUUCAGGAGGCGAGUAACACACGGCUAA
Messenger RNA from Fusarium redolens, 639 nucleotides. RefSeq lists its product as uncharacterized. The record is from RefSeq and is a predicted model, not a curated record. NCBI's taxonomy places the organism in Eukaryota, Fungi, Ascomycota, Sordariomycetes, Hypocreales, Nectriaceae. Bases 1 to 639 code for a protein of 212 amino acids. The transcript has a single exon.